Molecule: messenger RNA, 342 nt
Organism: Sipha flava (yellow sugarcane aphid)
Lineage: Eukaryota; Metazoa; Arthropoda; Insecta; Hemiptera; Aphididae
Product: 52 kDa repressor of the inhibitor of the protein kinase-like
Exons: 2
Molecular function (GO): protein dimerization activity
Source: RefSeq, a predicted model, not a curated record
AUCAAAAAUGAGUCCAAUCUUUGGCAACGAAAACUUAAAUGUCUAUCAGAAACGGAUAAACCGAAAAAUUCAAUGGACGCUAUUUACAUAUGUAAUGAAGCCAUGUACCCAAAUAUUUUUAAGUUAGUUAAAAUAUUAGCAACUUUAACAGUUUCUUCUGCCACUAAUGAAAGGACAUUCUCAACUCUCAAGAGAAUAAAAUCUUACCUACGCAACUCUACUUCUGAGGGAAGACUUAAUGGUCUAGCUAUGCUCUUGAUCAACAAAAAUGGUUCAAUUACUCCUGAUGAAUUGCUGGUUGAACUAUCCAAUAAAAAAAGGAGAUUAGAAUUUUUGUUAUAA